ACAAGGGAUCCCGGCCAGCUUUCCCAGCGUGGAGUCGGAGGAGGAGGAAGCGCCCUCUCUCGCUCUUUCUCUCUUUCGCUCUGCUCCCCACAAAAAUACACAACACCAGACGGGACGGGAAAGUACGAGAGCCCCCCCGCUCGUCUUCCGACGAGUUGCUGUUACAUGGGGACACGCCAUGACGUCCACAGCGAGCGAAAGGCGGGCGUUUGCUCACAAAAUCAACCGGACCGUCGCCGCAGAGGUUCGGAAGCAAGUGUCCAGAGAGUACGGCUCGCCCCUCAUGUCCAAAAAGCGAGGAACCGUCCACCAUCCCUUACCCCUGACGGAGGUAGUGGAACCGGUGGAUUUUGAGGAAUAUGUGAGCAGUCACGCUCCCGGGGUGGAGCCCGGCCCCCUCAGACAGCUCAUGGAGUUCCCCCAGGAUGACCUGGAGCUCCACCACAUGGACAAGGAGUGUACCACGCUGGAGCCUCCGCUGCCUGAGGAGGAAGACGCACUGGAUCCCAGAGUGAGAGAUGCCUUGGCCGUCUACACAGAUGACUGGCUUGUCAUUCAGAGAAAAUAUCAGCACUAUAGCACCACGCACAGCCCGCACAGCUCAGAGCGACAGCGGGAGAGGCAACGAGGCCUGCUCAAACAGAACUUUGAACUGGAUGAAGCCGCCGCUGCUGAGCGCCAAGAGGACCAGGAGGACGCAAAGCGGCGGUCCGCUUCCAUCGACGAGACGCCGCGGGGCAGCUGGGCCUCCAGUAUCUUUGACCUGAAGAACUCUGCCCCCGACGUGCUCCUGCCAUCCGUGCUGGAGCGCACGGGGCCCGAGGACAUGGACUGCCGCAACACAGAGGCUCGCCUGCAGGGGCGCCACAGGGACCUUCUGGGCCUCUACCCGCCCCCCGACGAGGACGAGGCCGUGGAGCGCUGCUCCGUCCCCGAAGUACCCAAAGAACACUGUGGCCAGAGAAUCAUGGUCAAGUGUCUCUCUCUCAAAUUUGAGAUAGAAAUCGAACCAAUAUUUGGAUCGCUUGCUUUGUAUGAUGUCAAGGAAAAGAAAAAGAUUUCUGAGAAUUUCUACUUCGACCUGAACUCUGAUCAGAUGAAAGGCCUUCUGAAGCCCCACACACCUCACAUCGCCAUUUCCACUCUGGCUCGCUCGGCCAUUUUCUCCAUCACAUACCCGUCCGCUGAUAUCUUCUUGGUCAUUAAGCUUGAGAAGGUUCUUCAGCAAGGAGACAUCGGAGAGUGCUGUGAACCCUACAUGGUCAUGAAAGAGUCUGACUCUUCCAAGCACAAAGAGAAGCUGGAGAAACUGCGACUGCAGGCAGAGCAGUCUUGUAGUCGUCUUGGCUGCUUCCGCAUGCCUUUUGCCUGGACGGCCAUUCACCUUUUCAACAUCGUCAGUAGCGUGGGAGGUCUGGACCGCUUGGACCCCGACUCCGACUCUGAGCGCAAAGGCCACGGCACGUGGAACGAGAGGAAGAAGAAGGGAUUCGAGCGGAUGAGUGUUGGCGACGACAUGUGCAACUUUGCCACUUUCCGUCCGGCAACUUUGACCGUCACUAACUUCUUUAAACAGGAGGGAGACAGGCUGAGUGACGAAGAUUUAUACAAGUUUCUGGCAGACAUGCGCAGACCAUCGUCUGUUCUGCGGCGACUAAGGCCUGUCACAGCCCAGUUAAAAAUCGACAUCUCCCCGGCGCCGGACUCUCCUCAUUACUGUCUGUCACCCGAGCUGCUCCACGUGAAGCCCUAUCCCGACCUGCGGGUUCGCCCCACCAAAGAAGUGCUGGAAUUCCCUGCUCGCUAUGUGUAUGCACCGCAUACCACCUACAGGAACCUGCUCUACGUUUAUCCACAAAGUCUGAACUUCAGCAGCCGCCAGGGCUCGGUGAGGAACAUCGCCGUGAAAGUUCAGUUCAUGGCGGCAGAGGACCCCAGCCAAGCUUCGCCGGUCAUCUUUGGGAAGUCGAGUUGUGCUGAGUUCAUGAAAGAGGCAUUCACCCCCAUCAUCUACCACAACAAGUCUCCUGAGUUCUACGAGGAGAUGAAGCUGAAAAUUCCUGCCAACCUCACAGACAACCACCAUCUUCUCUUUACCUUUUACCACAUCAGCUGCCAGACCAAACAGAACACUCCUCUUGAGACUCCUGUGGGCUACACUUGGAUCCCUUUAAUGCACCACGGACGACUGCGCACGGGCUCUUUCAGUUUGCCCGUCUCUGUAGAGAAGCCCCCGCCCAGCUACUCUGUGCUCACCCCCGAUGUUCAGCUGCCAGGCAUGAAGUGGGUGGAUAAUCACAAAGGUGUGUUCAACGUGGAGGUGACAGCAAUGUCCUCAGUGCACACACAGGACCCCCACCUGGACAAGUUCUUUACUUUAGUCUACGUGCUGGAGGAGUACACCUUCCCCUUCCGCCUCAAGGACGUCAUCAUCACCGAGGCCAACAUGGAAGGCGAGCUGAAGGCCAGCAUGGCCGCACUGAGGGGAGCACUGCUGGACACCUGCGUUAGGUUCCUACACCAGCUGCUCAACAAACUCAUUCAGCUUAUCAUCUACCCUCCGGUCAUUGCAGGUCAAAUUGUAAAUCUUGGCCGCGCUGCCUUUGAAGCCAUGGCUCUUUUGGUCAACCAGAUCCACAAGAAUCUGGAGGGCAACCAGGACCAGCAUGGACGCAACAACCUGCUGGCGUCCUACAUUUAUUACUGCUUCCGCCUGCCAACUGCUGAGCCAGCAAUGCUGCCGCCAACAGCUGGCACUCUAUCCUAUGAGAUGCCGUUGCAGUACGCCACCUUCUCCAGAGCGACGGGCCGCCCCAGCAGCCUUAACCUUGCUCGCUCAAAAAGUAUAAGCAACUCCGACCCUGACUUGGCCAGCACUCCAGUUUCUCCUGACGAAGAAGUGCAAAGGAUCAUCGGCAGCAAGGGCAUUGAUCGCUCCCACUCCUGGGUAAACUCUGCUUGUGCCCCUGGGGGCUCCAGGGCUGUACUACGUCGGAACCCCAACUCCAACUGUGAGCUCAAGCAGCUGCUCCACGAAGAGCUGGCUCUACAGUGGGUUGUCAGCACCAGCAGUGUGAGGGAAGCGGCACUGCAGCAGGCCUGGUUCUUCUUCCAGCUCAUGACAAAAAGCAUGGCCCAGCAUUUGUUCCUCACUUCGAAAUUGGACAUUCCCCGGCGGCAGCGCUUCCCAGACCGCUUUGUGGACGACAUUGCUGCGCUUGUCUGUGCCAUCAGUGCAGACAUUGCCAGCCGAUACCACAAGGAUGUGGAGCUUGUGGAGAGGUUAAAUAGCAGUCUGGCCUUCUUCCUCAAUGAUCUGUUGUCUCUCAUGGACCGAGGCUUUGUGUUCAACCUCAUCCGCUCCUACUACAAACAGAUUGGCAACAAGUUGCACAUGACACCGAACCCUAGCUCUCUGAAUGCUCUGCGGAUGGACUUUAUGCGAAUCAUUUGCAGUCACGAGCACUACGUUGUCCUCAACCUGCCUUGCUCCACUCUCAGCCCUCCGGCGUCGCCUUCCCCCUCCACGUCCUCCACCACCUCACAGAGUUCAGCAUUUUCCAAUAUGGUGCAAGACCAAGGCGUGGCGACCAUGUUUGAGCUCUCUGUCCCAUUUCGGCAACAGCACUUCCUGUCUGGCCUGCUGCUCACUGAGCUGGCGCUCAUACUUGAUCCUGAAGGAGAAGGGGUUUUUUUCCUUCAUAAAAAAGCUAUUUGCGCAGUUCACUCCCUGCUGUGCAGCCAUGAUUCCGAUCCGCGCUACAGCGACCCUCAAGUCAGAGCUCACGUCGCUCAGCUGUACCUGCCCCUCCUCCCUAUCGUCACGGAGGCCCUGCAUCAGCUUCAUGACUUUUCGGACUCCACGCUGUCUCGAGUCCGCCAUGCCCACGCCAACGAUGCUGACAUAGACGGUAGCAGCACUAUCAGUCAGUCUGUUGCCAUGGCAAUUGCCGGCUCCCCAUUGCCGCAUGCCAAGGUUAACCCGUUUGCAAUUCCCACAGUGGCCGGGCGUCAGGGCAGCUCUCUGUCUGCCGAGUGCAGCCGAACUCUCCUGGCGUGCUUCCUUUGGGUGCUGAAGAACGCAGAUGCUGCUCUCCUGGAGCGCUGGGUAUCAGAUCUGUCAGUGCAGCAAAUCAACCGCUUAUUGGAUCUUUUGCAUCUCUGCAUCUCCUGCUUUGAAUACAAGGGCAAGAAGGCUCUGGAGAGGAUCAACAGCCUGACGUUUAAGAAGUCUCAGGACAUGAAGGCCCGUCUGGAGGAGGCCAUUCUCGGUACCAUAGGUGCUCGUCAGGAGAUGGUGCGCCGUUGCCGAGAGAGGAGUCCCUAUGGCAGCCAGGAAAACGUCCGGUGGAGAAAAAACGUCACUCACUGGAGACAAAACACAGACAGGGUCGACAAGACUAAGGCUGAGGUGGAGCAGGAGUCUUUGGUGGAUGGAAACCUAUCUGCAGAGGCAUCUCUGAUAGUACUAGAUACACUGGAGAUUGUAGUCAAGACUGUAGUGGCAUCGGAGCUGAAGGAAAGCGUGUUAGGUGGCGUGCUGAGAGUUCUUCUCCACAGCAUGGCAGGGAACCAGAGCGCCCUCUUCCUGCAACACUGCUUUACGACACAGAGAGCUCUCGUCUUCAAGUUUCCAGAGAUGUUGUUUGAAGAGGACACGGAGCUUUGUGCCGACCUGUGCCUUCGUCUGCUGCGCCACUGCAGCAGCAGCAUCGCCUCCGUCAGAAGUCACGCCUCUGCCUCGCUUUACCUGCUCAUGAGGCAAAACUUUGAGAUAGGAAAUAAUUUUGCCCGAGUAAAGAUGCAGGUUACAAUGUCGCUGUCCUCGUUGGUGGGAACCUCGCAAAACUUCAACGAGGAACAUCUCCGUCGGUCUCUCAAGACCAUCCUGACUUACGCCGAGGAGGAUGUGGAGCUGCGUGACACCCCCUUUCCAGAACAGGUUCAAGAUCUGGUGUUCAACCUCCACAUGAUUCUCACAGACACUGUGAAAAUGAAGGAACAUCAGCAGGAUCCUGAAAUGCUCAUUGACCUGAUGUACAGGAUUGCAAAAGGCUACCAAAACUCCCCAGACCUGCGCCUCACGUGGCUUCAGAACAUGGCAGGCAAGCACUCUGAAAGAGGGAACCACGCCGAGGCGGCUCACUGUCUUGUCCACAGCGCCGCUUUGGUAGCGGAAUACCUCAACAUGUUGGAGGAUUGCCGCUACUUGCCUAUUGGCUGUGUCACCUUUCAAAAUAUUUCCUCCAACGUGCUGGAGGAGUCAGCUGUAUCAGAUGAUGUCCUAUCACCAGAGGAGGAGGGUAUUUGUGCUGGAAAAUACUUCAGUGAAUCAGGCCUGGUGGGCCUCCUGGAGCAAGCAGCUGCCUCUUUUAACAUGGCUGCCAUGUAUGAGGCCAUAAAUGAGGUGUACAAGAUUCUACUACCCAUCCAUGAAGCUAACCGAGACUUCAAAAAGCUGGCUACGGUCCACGGGAAGCUGCAGGACGCCUUCAACAAAGUUUACAACCAAAGUUCAGGAUGGGAGAGGAUGUUUGGCACCUACUUCCGGGUGGGUUUCUAUGGCUCUCAUUUUGGGGACCUGGAUGAACAGGAAUUUGUCUACAAAGAGCCAUCAAUCACCAAGCUGGCUGAGAUCUCUCACAGACUUGAGGAGUUCUACUCUGAGAGGUAUGGGGACGAGGUGGUUGAAAUAAUCAAGGACUCCAACCCGGUGGACAAAAGCAAACUGGAUGCCAACAAGGCCUAUCUCCAGAUCACCUAUGUCGAGCCUUUCUUUGACACCUACGAACUGAAGGAAAGAAUCACCUACUUCGACAAGAACUACAACCUGCGCACCUUCAUGUACUGCACGCCCUUCACACUGGACGGCCGCGCCCACGGAGACCUCCACGAGCAGUACAAGCGUAAAACCAUCCUGACGGCAUCACACGCGUUCCCCUACAUCAAGACGCGUGUAAACGUCAUUCACAAGGAGGAGAUCAUCCUGGUGCCUAUCGAGGUUGCCAUUGAGGACAUGCAGAAGAAGACGCAGGAGCUCGCUUUCGCCACGAACCAAGACCCGGCCGACUCCAAGAUGCUGCAGAUGGUGCUGCAGGGCUGCGUGGGCACCACAGUCAACCAGGGCCCCCUGGAGGUGGCGCAGGUCUUUCUCACUGACAUUCCCGAUGACCCGAAGCUCUUUCGCCAUCACAACAAAUUGCGGCUGUGCUUUAAAGACUUUGCGAAGAGGUGUGAGGAUGCCCUGAGGAAGAACAAGACUCUGAUUGGGCCCGAUCAGAGGGAGUACCACAGAGAGCUGGAGAGGAACUACAAUAAACUCAAAGAAGCGCUGGGUCCUCUCAUCAACCGCAAGAUCCCGCAGCUCUACAGGACCCUGCCAGCUACGGCUACACAAACACAGCGGAACUCGUACAGUCGCUCCAGUCUCCGAAGAGUCGAGGGCUGAGGCCAAUCUGAUGACUUUGCAAACUGCCCCGCCAGACAGCAACUGUCAUAGGCACACCCACUGUUGAUAUUUUACUACACACAUACAUAUAGUCACCCUGUCUUGCUAUUAUCUCACACACACACACACACACACACACACACCCCUAUGUCGUCGUCAUCAUCCUACACACACAUAAAUCACUCCUAGACUUCCCUCCUCGCCUCCACUCUCACACCUCAGCUGUUUAUACUGGAAGGUUAUCUGCACCGCAAACAUCAUUUUUUAGAGAGGCCCUCGGCGAGUGCAGCACCGUUCUCAUGUCACAUCGCAUCAACAUGCGCACCGGGACAAAAAGGAAUGCGUAACGGGAUGCUUCGGACAGAAAGUCUUGAAGAGGACUGAUUUUUAUCUUUGGAUCUUGGCAAGUGUUUGAACUCCAGACUCGUUGGGUUUCAUUUCCCCCCCUUUCUCAUUAUUUGCUUUGAUUCGCCGCCUUGUUGAGACAUUGUUGCGAAGCGCCGCUGGUGGCCAAAGACAUUCAAUUAAAACGUCCCCGGAAAUUUUCUCUCGCUGUAAACUCGCCAAAUAACUGACAUUCCUCCGUCCUCGGCCCUAUUGUAGGAGUUUAAUAUGUACUAUAGAUCGGAGGGUGAGUUUGUUUGAGGCGUCAGGUCCGCGGUCCGCCGAGAUUAAUGUCAAACGUCGGACCCCCCACUUUGGAAGGCACUGCACUCCCUCACCAAAUAUGUCCAAACUGUGACUUUGACCGUCUGCCUGCAUCCGCUCAAGAUGCGCUUUGUGAUGUCACAGCACGUGGGCUACACUGAAUGAACUCCUGAAGAAGCGUGAUACUGUUCCUACUACUGUACCAAUUAUAUUGCACUAUUGUAAACUUACACUGUAGUAGUAAUACUAGUGCAUUUCUGAUUCUAUCAAGACCUGAUUUUUUUUUUUUUUUUCUUUUUAACCUCUUCGAUAAAUGUUUUAUUUAUUUACAUGGACUUUUUUUCUACUGCCUUCUAUUAAAUUACUUUUCCUACAA
Molecule: messenger RNA, 7472 nt
Organism: Phycodurus eques (leafy seadragon)
Lineage: Eukaryota; Metazoa; Chordata; Actinopteri; Syngnathiformes; Syngnathidae
Product: dedicator of cytokinesis protein 7-like
Biological process (GO): small GTPase-mediated signal transduction; positive regulation of GTPase activity
Cellular component (GO): cytosol
Molecular function (GO): guanyl-nucleotide exchange factor activity
Source: RefSeq, a predicted model, not a curated record